This is a messenger RNA of Hemibagrus wyckioides, 4686 nucleotides long. RefSeq names its product sodium/potassium/calcium exchanger 2-like. Gene Ontology annotation, molecular function: calcium channel activity; calcium, potassium:sodium antiporter activity. Gene Ontology annotation, biological process: calcium ion transmembrane transport; intracellular calcium ion homeostasis; long-term synaptic depression. Gene Ontology annotation, cellular component: membrane. The record is from RefSeq and is a predicted model, not a curated record. The transcript has 12 exons. Bases 247 to 2055 code for a protein of 602 amino acids. Lineage: Eukaryota; Metazoa; Chordata; Actinopteri; Siluriformes; Bagridae.
AGCAUCAUCACCAUCACCAUCAUCAGCAGCAUCAGCAUCAGCAUCACACAGAGAGACCGAGCGAAAGAAAGAGAGAGAGAGAGAGAGAGAGAGAGAGAGAGAGAGCUCACAACCUGCUGUUGCCGGCUUUCCUGUCCAUGCAUGCUACUAUGAGGAAGCCACUGGAGUGCUAAAGGUCAUCUGGAUUUCCCGCACAGCAGCGGCAUGUAUCGUGUGUGCUAAGCCGUACUAGCCGAGUGUUGCAUCAUGGGUCGCCACGUCGUCCGGAGGAAGCUUCGUCCAGCUCGGGUGAUCGCACUCCUCCUCGGGAUCUUGGCAAUAAGCUCUGUCUCCUUCUCCACCCUCGGUGCCUUCUUCUUCUCCUCCUCGUGGAGCUCCACCUCCCAGCUAGAGGAGCAUCAUGGCCCUGCUCCUCACCGGACUCUCCUCUCGGUUAAUAACACCAUCGAAUCAGGGCAUCAAGGCGAGUAUCCUGAGGACUUGUUCACGCUGGAACAGCGGCGCCAGGGUGCAGUCAUCCUGCACAUGCUCGGCAUGCUGUACAUGUUCAUCGCCUUGGCCAUCGUGUGUGACGAGUUCUUCGUGCCCGCGCUCACGGUCAUCACCGAGAAGCUGGCCAUAUCAGACGACGUAGCCGGAGCCACCUUCAUGGCGGCCGGAGGCUCCGCCCCCGAGCUCUUCACCUCCGUUAUCGGCGUGUUCAUCUCGCACAGCAACGUGGGCAUCGGGACGAUCGUGGGCUCGGCCGUCUUCAACAUCCUGUUCGUGAUCGGCAUGUGCGCCGUGUUCUCGCGCGAGAUCCUCAACCUGACAUGGUGGCCGCUGUUCCGCGACGUCUCCUUCUACAUCCUCGACCUGAUCAUGCUCAUCGUCUUUUUCCUGGACAACACCAUCAGCUGCUGGGAGAGCAUGGCCCUGCUGUUGGCCUACGCCGCCUACGUGCUCUUCAUGAAGUAUAACGCCCAGGUGGAGGCGCUCGUCAAAGGCCUGAUGAACCGCAACCAGGUGGUGGAGGUGGCCGAGCCACAGCCGAAGGUUAGUCCAGUGCCCACGGAGGAUGACAGCAAGCUGUCGGCCAAGCCUCGGCUGCAGAGAGGUGGAAGCUCGGCGUCGCUGCACAACAGCCUGAUGAGGAACAGCAUCUUCCAGCUCAUGAUCCACACGCUAGACCCACUUAGUGAAGAAUUCGCUGACUCUGAGCUGGGGACUUAUGGCAAGCUAAAAUAUUAUCACUCAAUGACCGAAGAAGGAAAGUUCCGUGAGAAAGCGUCCAUCCUUCACAAAAUUGCCAAAAAGAAAUGCCAAGUGGAAGAUGCUAACGGAGUGGCUGAUAAGAACCUCCCGAAUAGCUCCAGCGUGGAGGUGGAAGUUUCUCCACCUCUGAACGGCACAGCGGGGCAAGAGGGAGACGCGGGUGACGAAGACGAUGAGGAAGAUCAGCCCCUGAGCCUGUCGUGGCCCGAGAGCAGCCGUAAGCGUUUCACGUAUCUCUUCCUCCUCCCCAUCGUCUUCCCGCUGUGGAUCACGCUGCCCGACGUCCGUAAACCAACGUCCAAGAAGUUUUUCCCCGUCACGUUCCUGGGUGCCAUCUGCUGGAUCGCUUGCUUCUCUUACCUGAUGGUGUUUCUGGCUCAUCAGGUUGGCGAGACCAUUGGCAUCACAGAGGAGAUCAUGGGGCUGACCAUCCUGGCAGCUGGAACCUCCAUCCCGGAUCUCAUCACCAGUGUCAUCGUGGCCCGGAAAGGUCUCGGAGACAUGGCGGUGUCCAGUUCGGUCGGCUCCAACAUCUUCGACAUCACCGUAGGGCUGCCAUUCCCGUGGCUCAUGUUCUCUCUGGCGAACGGUAUGAGUCCCGUGGAGGUCAGCAGCAACGGCCUCUUCUGUGCCAUCGUGCUCCUCUUCCUCAUGCUCCUCUUCGUCAUCAUCUCCAUCGCCGCCUGCAAGUGGAAGAUGAGCAAGCUGCUGGGCUUCAUCAUGUUCCUCCUCUAUGUGGUCUUCCUGGUGGUCAGCGUCAUGCUGGAGGACAAGAUCAUCGUCUGCCCCGUUUCCAUCUGACGCAACUUCGCUCGCACACUCAGUCCAGCAAAGCACCCUUUCGGCGAAGCUCCGCCCCUUCUCAUCGAAGCAGGAAGUUAAAAUUGAACCUGAACCUCAAGCUGUAGUUCCUUUAAAAAAUCGACCCCUUUAACACAUCAGCGUCUGUUUACACGCCGCCUCACGAAACACUCCUGAUAUCAGCCGAAGCCUCGUCCAUCUCUCUCUCCGAACCUGCUUUCCUCUCAUCACAGCCCUGCCCUUCAUCCUUCAGCUGGAACAGCUGGAUGUCUCUGUGUGUUGUUGUGCGAAUUUCCGGACAACGAAUCUGCUAGAGUCGUGUUUUCAGGAAGUUAGUUAGCUGCUAGUGCUGAGCGAUACGUCACAAAACGGUUCCUGGAACUGUAACAGAAAAGAACCAUCAAAAACUAAGGUAUUGAGUAUAAUAUACUUUUUAUAUUAUUUUAUGAAAUAAUUUGUACUAUGUUCUUUUACAACUUGAACAUAAAGCAAAAAUGUUUACUACGGCAAUUCUGCAAAUAUCUAGACCUAGAUUUUCAACACAGUUCAAGAAAGAAAAAACCAUCCUAAUGCUUUCCAUUAACCAAUAAAAUGAUUUCAAAUAUUUAUAUUUAAUAUUUCAAAGUAUUCCAUCAUGAGAAAAGGGGUCAAUUUCCAUCAGAAAGCAUGCUUUCCUUUAAAUCAGGUAAAUAAAAACUAAUGACCAGAAUGGAAAAGGGCAGAUGAAAACGCGAUGUGCUGUUGCCAUGGAAACCAUGCCACGAAUUUACACCAUUUUGUUGCCCUCUAGUAAAGAAAAAAUAAAUCAACAGUCUGUAAGAAGCAUUAGUGAUGUGAUGAAGUGAACACAGCAAUAAAUAAAAUAAAAUAAAAUAAAAUAAAAUAAAAUAAAAUAAAAUAAAAUAAAAUAAAAUAAAAGUUAAGCUAAAAUUAUUUAUUAAUUCAUAGCAAUUAUUUAUUAAUUCAUAGUUAUUUUUUAUUGUAUAACUACUUUAAAGAAAAAUAAGAAACUGUGACUUUAAGGGGUUAAUUCUAUGACUUUAUACUAAACUGUGGGAUGUUUUCUACUCAAAUUCAUUAUUUUUUAUUAAAGUAAUAAUUUGAUUACGAUUGUCACUAAACAUUGGCUGUUAUUCUGCUCCUGUUGUUGUGUCUUUGACCCCUAACAAUAUUUAGAUUCAAACAAGAAAAAUGGAGGAUGGAAAGAAAACGGGUGUUUUCAAUUUAAAUAAAAAAGCGACAAGAUUUUUAUUUGUAGUUGAGCUAAAAGUGAUUUUUUAAAGAGCAUUUUUGUGAAUUUAAAUUUAAAUCUAAAAAAGGUUUUAAACGCUGUUACAGGGUUUUUUUUUUCCCAGUGGGUAAAACGAUCACUCAGCACUAGUGUUGUAAAUGAAUCCUAAGAGAGAGAGAGAGAGAGAGAGAGAGUCAGAUCAGGAUGUGCUAUGCACAGCAUUUUCUUCAUUGAAUCUGAAACCUCAGAAUUUUCUCCGCAAUCGUCUCACGGGCGACGAUCUGCAGCUACGUUUGCUACAUGAGCACUAACCCAUGCAGCUUCACAUAGACUCAAGAUGUUCUCUAACGAUCACUCCUGGGAUGGACGCUCUGAUGUUUUUACAGAGAAAGCGUGAAUUUAAAAAAAACAGACAACAAAAAUGAUGAUGGAUGAGACAAGAAGGUUUUGAGUGCAUUCGGGCACCAUUUUUAAUGUACAGAUGGUUGUUUUUUUAAACACCCCUCCCCCGCCCAUUUCCUAUCCCCGACAGUCUAAGCCAUCUGACCAACCCCCAACCAUCUCACCCAUCCCCCAACUGUCUCACCCAUCCGACUAUCCACCUUGACAAUCCCCUUGACAAUCUCAACCAUCUGACCAUCCCCUGACCAACUCUCCCGUAUGACCAUCCCCUGACCAACUUUUCUAUCUGACCAUUCCCAAACCAUCUCACCCAUCCGACCACCUCACCCAUCUGACCAUUCCCCGACCAUCUCACCCAUCCCCCAACAAACUCACCCAGCCGACCAACUCCCAACCAUCUUUCCUAUCCCACCCUUCCGACCGUCCCCCAACCAUCUCACCCAUCCAACUGUCCACCCAUCCCCGGACAAUCUCAACCAUCCAACCAUCCCCUGACCAACUCACCCAUCCGACCAUUUCCUGACCAACUCUCCCAUCCUACCAUUCCCCCACCAACUCUCCCAUCCGACCAUCCCCCCACCAACUCUCCCAUCCGACCAUCCCCCCACCAACUCUCCCAUCCGACCAUCCCCCCACCAACUCUCCCAUCCGACCAUCCCCCCUACCAACUCUCCCAUCCGACCAUCCCCCCUACCAACUCUCCCAUCCGACCAUCCCCCCUACCAACUCUCCCAUCCGACCAUCCCCCCACCAACUCUCCCAUCCGACCAUUCCCCCACUAACUCUCCCAUCCGACCAUUCCCCCACCAACUCUCCCAUCCGACCAUCCCCCCACCAACUCUCCCAUCCGACCAUUCCCCCACUAACUCUCCCAUCCGACCAUCCCCUGACCAACUUUUCUAUCUGACCAUUCCCCAACCAUCUCACCCAUCCGACCACCCCCGACCAUCUCACCCAUCCCCCAACAAACUCUCCCAUCCGACCAUUCCCCGACCAAC